GCUUAGUUCACCUUUCAUUUGGUUACUUUCGGGCUCAAGCUGGCUCUAUAUUCAGCUUGCUGUCCUGGAUUCAACCUUGUACCGGCCUGGUCCAUCAUCAUUGUAGUCAGCAUCUUAGGCGACUUCUUAAAUGGUGUCCUUCAUUGAGGAACUCGGCAGCGUCGAAACUCGAACAGCUCGAUCAGAACAAUACCAACAGACGAUCCGAAACCAACAACUAACCAACGAAACGAUGUCAUCUCAAACGAGGGAAGACAACCUGUGGGCACAUCUGCCUCCUCUCCAUACCAUCAAGUCUGAAGAGUUGGUCCGCUACCAGAUUGUUGAUUGGGACCCCAACAACCCUCAUCACCCCCGCUACCUAGCUGGCCAUAUCUUGAUUAAGUCACUGUUCCGUCGCGACCAUUACUACUGGAUCGCAUGCAGUAACCCUCUCCCAAAGGACAAAACGAAAAAUGCACCGCCUAUCAUUACCGUCAGUCCACCAGCUUCAGCACCAACACCUGCUCUGUCUGCGGCUCCACCUUCGACCUCAUCUUCGAUGCCAUCCUCCAACUUCGCAAGCCCUCGAGCUGAUCCACAAGAGCAACAAACUAAGAGUUUUGCGGCUUCUGCAUCAACAAUAGACUCUGUUUCCAGCCCAUAUCCUGCGAUGAAAACUGUUGCGACGAUACCCCCACCUGGAUCGCCAGCAGACAAGAACUACACCGAUCCCGGCACAAUCCCCAUCAAAACCUCUAUAUGUUCUUCACCAUCUGCACCCGAGCCCGGUCAUCCUUCAUUUAGAUCGCAUAAUCCUCCUUCUUCGCUAAGCAAUCAGAAUGGGUCAGCGAAUGAUUGUUCGUCAACGGCAUCCUCUCCUGAUGUACCAACCUCACAAAAGAAGAGAAAACUGAAGGCUACUGAGCAGAAGGGACGAAAUGUACGACCAGACCCAAGUGGUCCUCCUCUCAAGGCAGAUGGCUGGCCUGUCGGUGUCGAGAAACCCGCUGAUGGAUGGGCGAACCUGGGAACAUUUUCAUGGCAUUAUUGGGGUUCAAGCGAACGAGCUGACAAGUCGUAG
Messenger RNA from Cadophora gregata, 1063 nucleotides. RefSeq lists its product as uncharacterized. The transcript has 2 exons. The record is from RefSeq and is a predicted model, not a curated record. Bases 131 to 1063 code for a protein of 310 amino acids. Lineage: Eukaryota; Fungi; Ascomycota; Leotiomycetes; Helotiales; Ploettnerulaceae.